UGCUCUCAAUAUUUGGCCUAAUGUGAAUGAACAUUAUGGUUUAAUUUACUGCAUUGAGUUUCUGGCAAUUGAUGGAAAGAACAAUAUGUGGAAGAACUGUACCAAAAUACUUGGUUUGCCUGAGAAGCUUUUUAUGAAUUGCUUUAAUAGAGGAAAUGGAACAGAGCUUGGAAAAAAACAUAUUAGUGAAACAGCAAAACUAAACCCACCUCAUUCAUUUGUGCCAUGGGUGGUGGUGAACAAUCAACCUAUUAGAAAAGACUAUGCAAAAUUUACAUACUAUGUUUGCAAGGCUUAUAAAGGUGAUGCUAUUCCAGCAGCUUGCAAAGUUCAUUUGAAUGGGAAAUAAAUUCAACUAUUCAUAUUGUUAGUCAAGAAAAACAUUACAUCUAUGAUAUAGUAUUAAAAUAGAGACAUAGUGCCUAUGUACAUUUUCUAGUGGUUAUGUAAUGAAUAUAGGCCCGGAGAAUAAAAUAGGCCCAAAUUGUAGUCACUCAUGGAUUCUAUAUCUUUCCUCUCUAUUAGUGAGUCACUCAUUAUCUAGAAUGUUCUAGAUAUCUCUUUA
This is a messenger RNA of Trifolium pratense (red clover), 565 nucleotides long. Its product is annotated as gamma-interferon-inducible lysosomal thiol reductase-like. The transcript is spliced from 4 exons. The record is from RefSeq and is a predicted model, not a curated record. NCBI's taxonomy places the organism in Eukaryota, Viridiplantae, Streptophyta, Magnoliopsida, Fabales, Fabaceae. Bases 86 to 349 code for a protein of 87 amino acids. Gene Ontology annotation, molecular function: oxidoreductase activity, acting on a sulfur group of donors, disulfide as acceptor.